AUGUCCGAUCAAAUAUAUCCGCCGCCGCCGCCGCCGCCGAUUGGAGGUAAAUUAGAAGAAGCCACUGGCUUAGGGAAGCGGGCGGGCGGCGAGCUGGGGCCUGAGCCCAAACGCAGCAGGCCGGACGGAUCAUUAGAAAAAGUUAAUCCGGCAGUGCUAGCUGCAGCCCAAAACGUCCAGGAGUGGAUCGCGGCCCGCCGCAAGAACUGGCCGACCACAGAGCGGACACAGGAGCGCCAGAGCGCGGGCGAGCCCGUUGCCGACACAAAGGCCGCACAGCCCCCGCGGCCGCCCAAAAUAUGCCGGUACUUUGCCCGGGGCAAAUGUCGGUCGGGCGACACCUGCCGGUUUGCCCACGUCGACGCGGCCGCGGCAGCCGCCCAGCCAACUAUUUAUAAGAGAUUCGAGCCGCCCGUGCGCAGCUCGCUGUUUAUCAAGCUCAUGCAGACCGACCACGACGGCGAGGACGCCCGGAUCCUCAGCCUGAUUGCCGAGCUGGAUGCGGCGGGGAAACUAGACAAAUAA
Messenger RNA from Wickerhamiella sorbophila, 525 nucleotides. RefSeq lists its product as hypothetical. Gene Ontology annotation, molecular function: metal ion binding. Lineage: Eukaryota; Fungi; Ascomycota; Dipodascomycetes; Dipodascales; Trichomonascaceae. The coding region runs from base 1 to 525 and encodes 174 amino acids. The transcript has a single exon. The record is from RefSeq and is a predicted model, not a curated record.